This is a messenger RNA of Lingula anatina, 3034 nucleotides long. RefSeq lists its product as uncharacterized. The record is from RefSeq and is a predicted model, not a curated record. Lineage: Eukaryota; Metazoa; Brachiopoda; Lingulata; Lingulida; Lingulidae.
ACGUUAUUCAAGUAAAUUUUACUUUUUCAAAUUUCCGGAGCCCGGCCGAAGGGGAAUGUGUUUUAUGCUGCAUUAUAUCAAACAUUGAAGAAUCUCACAUAGUCGAAGCCCCAGGACAGAAAAUGGAGUCCUGGGAGCUUGACCUGCCUGACUUUGAAGUCCCAACAUUUGAGUCACCCAAGGCAAAGAAGGAUGCCAGUUCUAAGCAGCAAGGUCGGCGCAGGUCCUUGCGCCUGCUAAAGAGGCAAUCCACUGAUGUUGGGGGAGAGUCGCCUGGAGUGGGGUUAGGCACUUAUUAUGAUGACAGUGCUGUUAUAGUCCCUGCAAAGGUCCAGAGAAGAAGAUCAACUAACAGAAGAAGCAGAGCAGCAGCACCACUGGAUCCUCCAAUUACUGAUCUGGAGAAUGAAAUAUCUGAGCAGGCUGAUAGAUCAGAGACAGUUAGUGUUUUACAGUCCAUUUAUGAUGAUGGAGAAGAUACAGAAAAUACAGAUACCAACCAGUGUACAGAGCCAAUAUUGUCUAGAGGGAGAAAAGUAAAUGGUGGAAAAAGUGGCAGGAGGCCAAAGGCCAGGGGUAAAAAGAAAUCUUGCAAAAAUUUGGACAGUAGGCCAAGUGAAGAAGAAUUGGAAACUAGGACAGAUUCUUUUUCCAGUGAAUUAUUGCAUCUCCAGACUGACAAAACUGACGUUGAGAAUAACCCUAUUCAAGAAUCUAUUGAUAUUGAACAACCUGUACUUAGGAAUGAUUGGGAAUCAGAAAAUGUGGAGAAGGACCACCAGGACUCGCAUUGUGAUGGAGAGACAGCUCCAGCUGCACAUCCUUCAAGUGAACUUAACAUCUCUGACUUAGGAACUGCAUUGGAGACUGUUAAUUUAUCUAGUAACAAAGACAUGGUUUUACCAGAUGAAUUCAGCGAUCUCGAACUUCCCUUCUGUGAGGAGGAAGAUCAGAAAUAUGAGAAAAAGGCAAAGAAGGAAAGUAGACGAUCCAAGAGACGAUCGUCUGAUUUUUAUGUGAUGGAACCAACAUAUUCAGUUGAAGAAGAACUGAAUGACAUUGACAUGAUAGAUUCAGUUGAGGAGGAAAUGGAAACAUGCAGAAAAUCUAAGAGACUGAAAAGAAAAUCUAUUGAGAUUUUCCGUCAGAGUAGCACUCCUAAAAAAGAUGAGUGGGAUGAAGAUGACCUUGACACUGCUGAGGAAACUUCGAAGAUUUGCUCAUCAGAUGAUCAAGAUAUGGAGAGCUUACCACAAAAAGAGAGCAUGGAUGUUUUGGAUGAAUGGGACAGUAAUAAUCUUAAGAGUCAAAUGUCAAGCAAAUGUCCAAAAGAGGCAAAAGGGAAACAGACACGAAAGAGAAAAAGUUCAGAACCAUCUGUAGAAGAGAUUUAUUUGAACAAGAAUUUUUCCAUGCCUCCAGCAAAAGUUUGGGAAACUAUUUUUGAAAAUCCACUAAAAAACAAAGCUGGUGUGGAACUGAUGACAAGUCUUAAAAAAAUGAGGCGGUCUAUACAGUUCAGCGAGUUUGCUGCACCGCCAUCAAAGACAAAGUCCAGACACAAGAAAGCAUUAGGCAUGGGUUGGAAACCACCCACAAAGAAAAGUUUAGAGAAAAUAGAAAAGUUGCUUGAAUCCAAACUUGCUGCUCUGGAUGCCUCUCUGCAGAGGAGUCCUUAUAACACAGUGCAUGAAGAAAUUGUUCCAAUGCAAGAGGAAGAUUUUAGCUCCCUUGACUCUGACGUGGACAGCACACUAGCUGCAUUGGCCACCUCUGUCAGCAGAAUGAGUGAUGUGUUCUUAGCAGAUGACGAGGAAAAGUUUGCUAGCUUAGACUCUCUUGUUGAGACAAAAGAACCAUCCAAUAACGAAUCAGAUACUGAGGAAGAUGACAGUGCCAAUAUUUGUGAAGAUAACAACAGGAAGAAUCUAGGUGGCAGUAAUGUAGUAAAUGAUGAAAUAGACAGCAAUGACAGCGCUUUGUUUGAAAACACAAACAGUAUUAGCCAUGAGGCUGGCAGAGCAGGUGCUGGAAUGAUUCACAUGGACAGUCCUCUAGAGGAACUGCCAGAAGAUGAAAUGAUUUCUGAAAAGGCUGAAGAAACAUAUGGUACAGCGAAUGCAAUUGCUACUGUUCCUACCAACGAACAAGAUCAAGAUGAUGUAUUUUUCACACCAAUGAAAUGGGCUCCACUUGGAGCCAAACCACCAAAUGAAUCACAUAAAAGUACAGUUUCUAGCUUGUCUGAUACAGACCUGACGUUCAGAACUUGCCGCUCCGAAACAAUUUCUGCCACUGAAACAGAUUAUGAAGUGUUUAAAACACCAAAAGCAGAAAGUAGGUGCAAUGUAAACCACUCUGCAGACAGUUUAGAGCAAUCUGAUAUAUCAGAGCAAUCUGAGAACAGUACAAGUUUUCAAGGGGAUGUUGAUAGUAUAGACUCCUCAGACCACUACAACUUAGAUACUAGUAAUAAUAGCCUGAACACUGCCAUGAUGAUGCUUUUAAACAGCAGCAAGGAGACAUCGUCCAGUGAGACAGAUGACUCCGAGUCAACACUGUCAUCUCUUCAGUCCCCCAGGGACGUUUUCUCCAUGAGUGGGGUGGGAGAUGCUCUUCUCAGUGAUGGAGAUGAAGAAGAAAAUGCUCUGCUGGAGGAAAGCUCGGCAAAUUCUUCCUCAUUUUCAGACUAUGAUAGUCCUGGAGAACUAUAUAGAGCCAGCCUACUGUUAGAUGUCCCACCCUGUGCUUCAGUAGAAAAGAAAAAUGCAUGCAUUUUAGCCAGAUCCUUGCAGCUCCUCUCCUACAGGAAGCUUGAGGAAAGUAGGUCACCUGUUUCUGAGAGUUCGAGAUCUACGCAGCAUGUUCAUUGGUCUAACCGACCGGUACAAAUGAUUUUAUAUGAUGACAGCAUUCAGUGCUCAAGUUUGGAUGACACUCUUUUAUACCCUGUUCCAGAGGCGCCACAAACCAAAUCAAGUGAUGGAGAAAACAUUUUAGGUCCUAGUCUGAACUCCUGGGAAUUGUAAAUCAG